AUGUCGGCUGAAUCGCAAGAUGCUGCCACCGAGGCCCUCAGCCAGGAGAUCAACGAUCUCAGAGCCAAAGUCGCCUCUUUGAAAAAGGAGUUGAAAGUGCAGGCCACGGCUCUCAUCUCAUCAGAGUCAACGCGUACAGCCCUCCAAGAAGACAAUCAGACACGCAGUGCGUCCGCGCUCCCCUUCGAGUCGAAACCGGUCCGCGACCAGGUCCUGUCUCGAUCCAAAGCCCAGGAAGCGCACGACCAACAAUGUCUCUACCGCACCUGCGCGACAGUGACGACCUUUAGGGUCCAAGACCCCGACCCCAAUGCCGUUGACCGCGGUCACGUCCUCGGCAUCCGUAUCGAAAUCAUGUCCGGCGCCAUAUUCCGCAGACCAUACUACGUUAUGCUCAAUCGGCCAUACAAGGAGUCCCGCCACCUACGAGUCCAUCGACACACCGUUCCUCCGUGCAUUCCGCUGGCAGCACUUGCCGCGCGUCACCUUCCGGCACCGAAGCCAGCUGACGACGAAAGACAAAAGACCCAGGACUUAUCCCGUUUUGUCCGGACACUGAGGAGAGAAAUUGUGAGGUUUCACAACCGGACCGCAGUCAUUGGUGACUUGCAGAAGGCUGCCGGUCUUCGCGGCACCAGCGAUGCCGAUGAGGACUCGGCGCAGGCGGUCACCAGCAUUGCCGCGGCAGACAUCGAAGCCAAGCAGAUCAGCAUUGAAUGGGCCGACGGCAGGGCAGGCAGACUGGUCAUGAGCGAGGACGGACAAAUCCAGAAGCUGGUUGUACUUGGUACAGCAGGACGCGAUCGAGAGGUUACCAGGGAUCUUCUGGGUGACAGCCGUCGCGUGGAGGACGUCGCAAAGCAGCUGACAAGCACUUGA
Molecule: messenger RNA, 879 nt
Organism: Colletotrichum higginsianum IMI 349063
Lineage: Eukaryota; Fungi; Ascomycota; Sordariomycetes; Glomerellales; Glomerellaceae
Product: Cenp-O kinetochore centromere component
Exons: 2
Coding region: 1-879 (292 amino acids)
Cellular component (GO): kinetochore; Mis6-Sim4 complex
Source: RefSeq, a predicted model, not a curated record